UCACCAGCAGCCCAAUGGCUCCCUGUUGGUUGGUCCUCUCACCAAGUCGGACUCUGGUUGGUUUUUGUGCUUGGCCACUCGGGAGCGUGAGAGAGAUCACCGCUACAUCUACCUCUCUGUCUCAGUGUCUCAGCUGAUUCCCACCUCUCUCCCCAGAGACGGUCCAUUCCCUCGGUUCAGUAUUGACCGCUCAAGUCCGUCUUUGCUGGAAAUGCGAGCAGGACAAACUGUCCAGCUGCCCUGCACCAUCGUCCCCCUGUCAGCUCUGCAGUCUGUCAGCAUUCAGUGGACAAAAGAUGGACAGACCCUCACUGACUCCAGGUUUACCCAGAAUUCAGAUGGCACGCUGAUCGCUGGCGGACUGAAGUCCGAUGACUCUGGGGUCUACACGUGCACAGCCUCCAGUCUGCAGCAGCUGGAGCAGAGACAACUGCAACUCACAGUCCGAGCGGACCUGAAGAUCACCACGGCCCCAAACAACAUCCAGGUGCCUGAAGGCAGCACCGCUCUGCUCCCCUGUGUGGUGUCAGGAGACAACAUUAAUAUCGGCUGGUCCAGAAAUGGCGUCCCGGUGCGUCCAGACGGUCGUAACAUCCUGAAGUCAUCUGACGGCAGCUUGAUCAUAAACAAUGUGAGGUCGUCGGACGAGGGCACGUACACCUGUAACGCUUACACUGGCAUCUACUCAGUGAGCGCCACGGCUGAAGUGAGGGUCAUUAAAGACAUGCAACCAGGUGUUGAUGUGCCGCCAGAAUGUGUGGACCAGCCCGAGCUCGCCAACUGUGAGCUGAUCGUUUACGCCCGACUUUGCUCCAACUCGUACUACUCCAGUUUCUGCUGCGCCAGCUGCACCAGGCACUCACAGAAAAACGACAGGUUCGGUUGGCUGGGUUAAAAGCGCAGAGCGUUUAAAAAACUUUGGACCAGGCAGGUUUGUGCUCUGGAAACCCGAACUUUCAACUCUGAACUGCUGCAUUUGCCAAAAGGACUUAAAACACUCAUCCGACCAGGCUGUGCAGAGCCGUGCUUCAAGAAUACAAAAGGGACUGAUCACUCUAGGCGUAGUUAAAUCUGUGGAGUAGGAUUUCUACAGCUUUGUUCAGGGAGCCUUUAAAUGUAGGAAUGAUCCUGUAACGUCUGUUGAAUGUGACCAAUCAAAACUCAGACUUUUUCUUUUGAAACAUGUUUAACAUUAAGUUAUUGCUCACUGGUCUGACUUCAUGAUACACGUUCUCUGUUUUUAAGAGAACCUUACAGCUGAUGCAGGAUUUAACAUAUUGUGAAACUCCUCCAUCCUCGCUGUAGUUUUAGCCACCAUUUUAAAAACAUUUCAACAAUGCAGGAAUUUGCUUUUCGUUGAUUCUGGGACGCACCAGGAGCUCC
Paralichthys olivaceus (Japanese flounder) is the source of this 1383-nucleotide messenger RNA. The record is from RefSeq and is a predicted model, not a curated record. Lineage: Eukaryota; Metazoa; Chordata; Actinopteri; Pleuronectiformes; Paralichthyidae.